CCUUGUCGCAGUUGCUAUUCCUUGCUAAACAAUAAUCAGAAAAUUGAUAUAACCAACUAUUUUUAUCUUUUUUCAUAGAAAUUACUGCCUACGUUAAUAUUAACAUAAAUUAUAUACAGGGUAGUCUAUUCUGAUAAUGUGAUAUUUAAGUGAACCCAUGGCUUCCAAUGUGCAGGAUUCUUCCGUCACCCAACAGACUUUCGUAGAGGAAAUAGAUUACAAUGAAAUUCAGGAGUUGCAGGUGGUCGGGAAAGGAGCGUUCGGCGUGGUGUGGAAAGGUCUUUGGCGAAACACAUUCGUGGCUGUUAAACAUAUCAAUUCGGAGGCUGAAAAACGGGAGUUCGCUAUCGAAGUGAGGCAGCUGUCGCGAGUAUCACACCCUAAUAUCGUGAGGCUGUAUGGUGCUUGUACAAAAGGUGCUCAUGUAUGCCUUGUUAUGGAAUAUGCGGAAGGGGGCUCUUUGUACAACGUUCUACAUGUUCGUCCCAAACCUAAAUACACAGCAGCUCACGCGAUGAGCUGGGCUAGACAAUGUGCUGAGGGUGUAGCUUAUCUUCACGCAAUGAAACCAAAGCCGUUGAUACAUAGAGAUCUUAAACCACCAAAUUUGUUGCUCGUUGCUGGAGGUCAGAAGCUAAAAAUAUGUGAUUUUGGUACUGCCGCUGAUAAAGCUACUUACAUGACAAAUAACAAGGGAAGUGCUGCUUGGAUGGCCCCAGAGGUUUUUGAAGGGUCUUCAUAUACUGAGAAAUGUGAUGUGUUUUCAUGGGGCAUAAUCUUGUGGGAGGUGCUGUCAAGAAGGAAACCUUUUGAGGAGGGAGGAUCAGCAUUUAGAAUAAUGUGGGCUGUGCAUACAGGUCAGAGACCGAAUUUAAUAGAGGGAUGUCCGGAGCCAAUAGAGCAGCUAAUGACUCAGUGCUGGGACAAGGUGCCGGCAGAGAGACCCAGCAUGGCAAAGGUGGUGGAAAUCAUGGUAGCUUUAUGUCAAUUUUUUCCUGGUGCUGACACCCCAAUUAACUUUGAUGACCUUGAAGAGGACGAUGAGAGCAUAGAAGACAACUACAUGAUGUACGAAACUCGGGACAGCUUUGAGGAUACUGAUGCAGAGAGUAUCCCGCAUAGUAACAACCCGUUACACUAUACAGAUGAUACGUCGUCCAAUGUGACUUACAGGAAUACAGGAAAACCAGUCUCACCGAGACCACAAAGUUUCGUUGAGACUCAAGUCAGCAAACUACAAAAUCUGUUAGCCGGAGAGAGCCAACCAAAACCGAUGGUAGCUAAGGAUGAAGCCGAUAUCCAAAGAAUAGGUGCUGUGAAAAUUCCGCAACCAUUCAAAAAGCCUGAUAUGCAUUUAGAAGCUGGCAGGUCCCCAAUUAUAAAUAGGACUUCGAGCUCACCAGCACCAUCUGAGAAUCAUUAUAUGCCGAGCGAAGGUAGCACUCCUCAGGAUACUUUGAGAGUAUUCCGAAGCCCAGUGGUGUUCACUGAAAGUUCCUCGCCGAGGUUAUCACCAAUAGUCAACUAUAACAUUGGUAACAUGAAUCCUCGUCAUAUAGAUAUAGAUUUCCUAAACAGGGACAAUGAUAAGCUAUCCCCAUCAAGGACUCCGUCAGCUCUGAGCAAUUCAAACUCGACUAGGAAGGAAGAUUUUAACCAAAACUACUGUGAUAGACUAAGCAGCGCGAACAGUCCUAUGAUGCAUGAGUACAAUGGAAACUCGCCGCAUGGGAUGCCUGUGGAUGCUCGGUAUCAAACGCCGUUGCAAAUUCAAGUUGAUCCAAACGCGUGGGAGCUCAAAGACCUCAAUGACCCAAUGAACUACGAUGGGUACUUAGAAGUGAGGAACACACAGGGCUUCGACAAGUUCAUCACUGGCGGUAACAGCAGCGCGUCAGCCGGCGAGGGUACAGCGCCCGCGCCGGAACCGGAUCCGGACCUUGACUCCAUGCACAUGAUGCUGGACCCACAUUUGAGGCCGAUCUCGCCUGACCUCACCAACGACGAGAGCAAACGCAUCUUCGACGAGCACAAGCAGCUCGCCCAGGAGUACCUCAAGAUUCAGACCGAGUUGGCUUACCUGAACAAGCACAAGUCGGAGUUGGAGGAACAGAUGGACGAUGAGGAGUUGAGGCAGAAGAGAGAGAUUAUACAGCUCGAGAAUGAGAAGGACUCAUUAAUAAAAUUAUACAGCACGCUUAAGAAACAACUGGCGAGAACGGACAACGAGAGUUGGCUACUACCGGAGGAGUUGCCGCACGAGUGACGCCGCGAGUGUGCACGCACCUUUACGGGGCGCAGUAUGCACGUACCUUAAUGUGCUCGCACCUUCACUAUGGUGUUGUGUAUUUUACCUUUACGACGUGCGCAGUGUGCACAAUUCUGACAAAGACAUUUCCAAUUAGGUGAAAGAAUUGUGAAGAAGUUGAGGAUGGCUAUGAGUUCCCUUCAUGAAACACGUCAUUUGUGUUUUGUAUUGAAUGUAGCACUAAUUCAAUUAGUAAACUGACUACGC
Aricia agestis (brown argus) is the source of this 2515-nucleotide messenger RNA. RefSeq names its product mitogen-activated protein kinase kinase kinase 7 (gene Tak1). Gene Ontology annotation, biological process: protein phosphorylation; positive regulation of canonical NF-kappaB signal transduction; JNK cascade. The record is from RefSeq and is a predicted model, not a curated record. Gene Ontology annotation, molecular function: magnesium ion binding; MAP kinase kinase kinase activity; ATP binding. Lineage: Eukaryota; Metazoa; Arthropoda; Insecta; Lepidoptera; Lycaenidae. The coding region runs from base 158 to 2266 and encodes 702 amino acids. The transcript has 10 exons.